Clunio marinus is the source of this 297-nucleotide messenger RNA. The record is from the annotation of a GenBank genome assembly. NCBI's taxonomy places the organism in Eukaryota, Metazoa, Arthropoda, Insecta, Diptera, Chironomidae.
AUGCAAAAUUCCAUCACUGAGGGAAUGAGAAAAUUCAAAUUUGACUCGUUGUCAUUGCGGAAAUAUCUGAUUUCGCCAGAUGAUAAAAAUUUUGCUGAGGUUGGAAACAAAAAUUCACCAAGAAAAUAUUUUUUGGUGUUGGCGCAAAAUAUUUCUAUGAGAAUUUUCUAUGUAAUGGAAAGCAAAUCUCGGGAUUACGAUCAGUUAUUGGUGACACCAUUCAAGUGUUUUGCAAACAUCAGCUUUUUUUCCAACAGAUCUUUUAUUACGCAGUCCAUUCUUUUGGUUGUUGAUUGA